AUGGUUGUUAAUAAGGGCCGCACUGCCCAAAGAAACCGACGAGCCCGUGAAGCCCUUGAAAAGGAACAGCGAUCAACCCCAAAGAAAAAAUCAACCAACAAGAGAAGAUCAAAACUACCAAAAGCCACAAAACCAGCUCCCCAAUUUUCUACCGAUGCACCUGGAACCCAAUCCAAACCAAUACCAAUAGACAACUUCGGAGAUAGCAAGGACGUGCCUGUAAUUGUUGAAGACAAUGAGCUCUCUGAAUCACAACAAAAAGAGAUAGAAAACCGAAAUCAAGCAAACGAUGUGGUCCAACUUCUUGGUACCCUCUACGGCGAUAGUGAGUCAGAUAUUGAAAACGAUGAAGAUCAGGAUAUCAAUGAAACUAGCGACAACGACGAAAUUCUUGAAUGUCUCUGGCCUUUAUUUUGCAACAAGAAAGAUCUAACCUUGUCAUCUACCCGAACCUUAGCCAGUGGAGGGACUGGUUACCGGAAACCCGUCAAGAAUCCCAACUCAUCAUCCCAGAAACUCAUCCCCCGACCCCUCCCCAGCUCGACCAAGUGUGAUUACAAGAAAAAUUUUAAGAAAGCUGUUGGGAAAAAUAACGAUAUAAUGAAUAACUGGCUUAUCAAGACAACACAAGAAGACUCCAGCCCCCCCGUUUCCGACACAGUGCAACAUAACUGUAUCUUACCUAGUUGCGAAAGAACCCAAGCCCACAUCUCCACCAAUGCACUCGAAUGUCGACUAUUGGAACAGUUAGCUAGCUAUCUCGAGUCUCCCAAUAAGGUCUCUGCUGAAAGUAAAAUACGAAUCUCUGCGAACAAAAAAUGGGCCGAACUCAACUUGGCAAUCAUCAGUGCGACAGCAACAUGCCAAGAUAAGCUGAAGAAGAAUCCUAAAUUCCGAUAUCCCACUGGAACGAUUGAAGAUCUUCAUCAAUUCAACAAUCUUCGAUGUCAAUACACGAUAUCUGGGGUCAAAAAACCUAGCCUUACUGCGUCACUUGAAACUGCAAUCUCGGCAAUUCGAAGAGCUCCUCCCCCGGACCCAACUAAACCACCCAUUCCAAGGAGUGGAAUAUAUCAUGCUCGUCUAAUAUCUAGCCAUGCUGUCUAUGUUCUGAAAUUCAAGGAGAUUAAGAACACCAAAAUCGGAAAUCGAACCAAUCACAAGUCCAUCUUGGAUGACAUCGAACUUCGACGUGAACUCUUUCAAUGGGCUUUGACUCAAAAAAUUGGUGAAGUCACACCGAUCUCAUUUCGAAACCAUGUGUUGAAUCACACCUUCCCCACCUUCAAGAUUGAAAAAACAAUCAGUCGACAAACCGCUACUGCUUGGAUGUACAAGCUUGGUUUUAGUCCACAAGAAUAUCGAAAGUCAAUUUAUUUCGAUGGCCAUGAGCGCGAAGAUGUUGUUGAGGCAAGAAAGGCAUACAUCAAAAAGUACCAUCAACUCCGCCGAUUAUCUCGAGUCUAUGGAGGUGAAAAUCUAGAGCUUGCUUCCCCGGUCGAUCCUGAAAUAAUCGGUGACCAGAAGGAGACUGUUUUUAUCUUUCAUGAUGAAUCAACAGUGCAUACUAAAGAAAGACCAGGUGUUGCUUGGCUUCUUCCUGGAACUAGCGAAAUAUGGUCAAAGAAUUCUGGACGGCUGAUUCACAUAUCAGAUUUUAUCCUUGAAUCGACAGAUCGAUUAACCUCUCGUGAAGAUGAUACCACUCCUACCGAUGCUGCUACCAUCAUAUACCCAGGAUCAACUGGAGACAAGUGGUGGGAUAUGCAACAGCUGUGCGAUCAGGUAACUCAGAAGGCAAUCCCUAUCUUCAACCAAACCCAUCCAGAUUCCCAAGCUGUGUUUGUAUUUGACUGCUCCUCAGCUCAUGGAGCAUAUUCCCCGUCAGCACUUCGAGUGCAAAAUAUGAAUCUCAACUUUGGAGGAAAACAAUCUUGGCUACACGACUCGGUUAUUCCCUCCGAUGAUCCUCACAUACCUCCUCACCUCCGCGGACAACUACAAACCUUUUCGUACAGUGUUCGUGUUAUCCUCGAGGAACGCGGCUUGUGGCAGCAUUACUCUCAAGAAGUUUCAAAAUUAGGUCUUCGUCCUCUCAAGUUCCAUUGUGAGGCUUGCAAAAGCUCAGGUUUGCAUAAAGAUGCAACUGAACGAUCUGAACGAUUGAUCCGACAAGCAGAAUCCAAUGGCUUCUUCCUUUCACAGGAACAAUGCAUUCAAGAAAUCCUCCAAGAAGAGGGAUCUCCCAACUCGGCAAUUCCCAAACCUAGUGCGGAUGCGAUCAACCCUGGAAUACCUUGCUGCUGGUUUCAAGUCAUGCAGCUUCAGUCUGAUUUUCAAAACGAGCGACCUCUAUUACAGAUGAUCAUCGAAGAUGCUGGACAUGUCUGUUUAUUUUUGCCCAAGUUCCAUUGUGAACUGAACCCUAUCGAGCUUUUCUGGUCAUAUAUCAAGCAGGCUUAUCGCCAAGAAACUCAUCGAUGCAAGACUUUCAGCGAAUACAAAGCUCUCUUUGAGAGAAUCCGUCAAUCCUGCCCUCUAAGCACCAUUCGCAAGUACUUUCGACGAAUCGAUCGGCAAAUUUCGGCUUAUGAGCAAGGAUAUAACGGUCCCCAAUCAAUCAACCUGAUGAAAAAGUACUCUUCUCAUCGAUGUAUUCCACGUCGGGCAGCGAUGCAGAUUGACAUGCUCACAUCCUAG
Puccinia graminis f. sp. tritici CRL 75-36-700-3 is the source of this 2700-nucleotide messenger RNA. RefSeq lists its product as uncharacterized. The coding region runs from base 1 to 2700 and encodes 899 amino acids. The record is from RefSeq and is a predicted model, not a curated record. Gene Ontology annotation, molecular function: nucleic acid binding. The transcript is spliced from 4 exons. NCBI's taxonomy places the organism in Eukaryota, Fungi, Basidiomycota, Pucciniomycetes, Pucciniales, Pucciniaceae.